UUCGGGUCUUCGUCUCGGUGACAUUUCUGAUUCAAUAACUGCUCCGGAUGACUUCCAGAAGGAGAAAAUAACAGUCCGCCAGAUUUCAGCCGGUUCUGGCUGACAGCCGGAGCAGGACGAAGCAUGUCUCGGGUUCUCAGGCUGCUGGCUGCGGCCUGGCGGCCUCCGGGUCCCCGGGCUCGCCUGAGCUCGGUGUCCGCUCGAAGCUUCUCGUCAGGCGUCUGCUGGAGCUCCGAAACCCCGAACGCCUCUUUGAGUCGGACGACCUUCCUCUGCUGCAGUAGACUCCAGUCACUUUACACACGUCUUUACUCCAGUCAGCCUAAAGAUGGCAAGGGAGGCGGAGAGAAGAGAGGUGGAGGAAAAGACUGGUGGAGUCGUUUUCAAAAGGGCGACUUUCCGUGGGACGAGAAGGAUUUUCGCUACAUUGCAGUCACUGUUGCAAGCAUCAGUUCACUUCUGCUCUACAGCUACUUCAGAGACAAUGGGCGCAAGGUCACCUGGAAGGAUUUUGUCCAUCGGUACCUGAGCAGAGGCGCGGUCGACCGGCUGGAAGUUGUCAACAAAGAGUUUGUCAGAGUUUUUCUGAUUCCAGGAGCUGAUGUUGACACAAGUUUUGUCUGGUUCAACAUCGGCAGCGUGGAGACGUUUGAGAGGAAGCUCCAGUUGGCGUGCCUGGAGCUCGGACUGGAGCCGUCCAACCGUCCUGCCGUCGUCUACAGCAGCGAGAUUGAUGGGUCCUUUCUGAUGAGCAUGGUCCCCACCGUGCUCACCAUCGGCUUCCUGAUCUUCAUGUUGCGGAAAGGACUGCUUGGAGGUGGGGCUACAGGCGGAAAGGGCGGGAUCUUCAGCAUGAGCGAGUCAACAGCAAAGAUGCUGAUGAACAACAUUGACGUGAAGUUUAAAGACGUGGCGGGCUGCGAGGAGGCCAAGCUGGAGAUCAUGGAGUUCGUCAACUUCUUGAAGAAACCGCAGCAGUACCAGGAACUGGGCGCCAAGAUCCCCAAGGGUGCCAUGCUGACUGGACCUCCUGGGACGGGGAAAACCCUGUUAGCCAAAGCCACAGCCGGUGAGGCCAACGUACCCUUCAUCACCGUCAACGGCUCGGAGUUCCUGGAGAUGUUUGUGGGCGUUGGCCCUGCCAGGGUGAGAGACAUGUUCACCAUGGCGAGGAAGAACGCACCGUGUAUACUCUUCAUCGACGAGAUCGACGCCGUGGGCCGCAAGAGGGGCGGGAACUUCGGCAGUCAGAGCGAACAGGAGAACACUUUGAAUCAGCUGCUGGUAGAGAUGGAUGGUUUUAACACCGACACCAACGUGGUGGUCCUGGCUGGAACCAACAGACCUGACAUUCUGGACCCGGCGCUGCUGAGACCGGGACGGUUUGACCGUCAGAUCUAUCUGGGUCCUCCAGACAUCAAGGGCAGAGCGUCCAUCUUUAAAGUCCACCUGAAUCCAAUCAGACUGGAUCCCAGCCUGGACAAAGACGCCCUCGCCAGGAAGAUGGCUGCAGCCACGCCCGGAUUCACCGGAGCUGACAUCGCUAACGUCUGUAAUGAGGCAGCGCUGAUCGCUGCCAGACAUCUGCACCCGUCCGUCAACAGCAGACACUUGGAACAAGCCAUCGAGCGUGUCAUCGGAGGUCUGGAGAAGAAGACUCAGGUCCUACAGCCGACCGAGAAGAAGACGGUCGCUUAUCACGAGGCUGGUCACGCCAUCGUGGGCUGGUUCCUGCAGCACGCCGACCCGCUGCUGAAGGUGUCCAUCAUCCCGCGGGGGCGGGGUCUGGGUUACUCCCAGUACCUGCCCAGAGAGCAGUACCUGUACAGCAGAGAGCAGCUCUUCGACAGGAUGUGCAUGCUGCUCGGGGGUCGCGUUGCCGAGCAGGUUUUCUUCGGCAAGGUCACAACCGGCGCUCAAGAUGACCUGAAGAAGGUCACGCAGUCUGCUUAUGCUCAGGUGGUGCAGUUCGGGAUGAGCGAGAAGGUGGGCCAGGUGUCAUUCGACAUGCCGCGGCAGGGCGAGACGGUCCUGGAGAAGCCCUACAGUGAAGCCACAGCGGAGCUAAUCGACGAGGAGGUGCGAGAGCUGGUGGAGCGAGCACACCGGCGCACCCUACAGCUCGUCCUGGAGAAGAAGGAGCUGGUGGACAUGGUGGGGACACGUCUCCUUGAGAAGGAGGUUCUGGACAAAGCUGACAUGUUGGAGCUUCUGGGCCCGCGGCCGUUUGAGGAGAAGUCAACGUACGAGGAGUUUGUGGAGGGAACAGGGAGCUUUGAGGAGGACACGAUGCUGCCCAAGGGCCUCCAAGACUGGAACCAGGAGCGGCGGGACAAGUUCCAGGACACUGAGCUGCCUCAGGACAAACAGUAGGCUGUGUAGGGUCCAAAAAUGCAUGGUGUCCUUGAACGCAGCACAGAGUCAGUGAAGGCAUCAGGAGCAGUUAAUCUCAAACAUGUAAUCCAGAUUAUCAGAUGGACCAACUCACUGUGGAUUUCUGGGAUUUUUGGAUCAGUCAGCGCAAUAAACAGCAGCUUUUUCACAUUUCAACACAAAGGCUGAGGGAAACGUGACUCAGUGAUAAAGUUAUUUAUAAAGUCUGGGUUGAAAUGUGAAGAUUUUCUGAGAACUCGGUUUUUGUUUUGUUUUUUAAUCUGACAGUUUGUGUGAUGGUCGGACCGCUGAUGAUGUCAUAAAUAAAACCAUGCGGGUCAUCACCUCAGUCGUUUGUACUGAUGACGAGGAUCAUGACGCCUUGUUUAAAUAUUAAAGAAGAAAAAAAAAUCUGAUUCUGUUGUAUAAUUUAAAUGGUUCACAGAUGCGUUGUGUUUAAUAUGAGGCGACUGCGCGCUCAGUGGCGGGAUGUUUAUGGACAGAAAAUGGCUCAGAGAAGCCAGCCCCCCGAUUUAUUCAGCAGAACUUGAAGGCAUCACAGAUGAAGCGCUUUGACACGUUCACUGUGGGCCAUCUAUGACCAUAAGAACCAGAGUGGUGGUUGUGUCCCAAGGUUCUGGAUAUGGAAUAUCGCCACCUGGUGGACAUUAUACAAAUAAUGUUUGAGUUCAAUAGUACAAAUAUUUUAUGAGGUGAAAAAUUAACAUGAUUGAUUUCAAGCUGCUGAUUAUUUUUAAUGUUCAUCCAGAGAACAUGUAAAAAACCUUCAGUGGUCUGAUUAAAUCAGUUUGUGAACAGACUUUUCAUACUUAUUAUAAAUAUUAAAUGCCUUUUUAAAAACAAGUUUGCAGCUGUUCUUUGCUGAAUCAGUGGAAAUAUUUAUU
Messenger RNA from Thalassophryne amazonica, 3278 nucleotides. RefSeq names its product AFG3-like protein 1. Bases 124 to 2373 code for a protein of 749 amino acids. Lineage: Eukaryota; Metazoa; Chordata; Actinopteri; Batrachoidiformes; Batrachoididae. Gene Ontology annotation, cellular component: membrane; m-AAA complex. The record is from RefSeq and is a predicted model, not a curated record. Gene Ontology annotation, biological process: protein-containing complex assembly; mitochondrial protein processing. Gene Ontology annotation, molecular function: ATP binding; metalloendopeptidase activity; ATP hydrolysis activity. The transcript is spliced from 16 exons.